Striga hermonthica is the source of this 897-nucleotide messenger RNA. Lineage: Eukaryota; Viridiplantae; Streptophyta; Magnoliopsida; Lamiales; Orobanchaceae. The record is from the annotation of a GenBank genome assembly.
AUGGCCAACUCCAUCGACGACUCACUAAGGUCCCUCUCUCUCGACUACCUCAACCUCCUCAUCAACGGCCAGGCCUUCAGUGACGUCACCUUCAGCGUCGACGGCCGUCUCGUCCACGCCCACCGCUGCAUCCUCGCCGCCCGCAGCCCCUUCUUCCGCCGCUUCUUCUGCAGCGGCGGCCCCGACGUGGACCCGCAGCCGCCGCGCGGCGCCGUCCACGUGGCCUCCGUCGGGUACGACGUCUUCCUCCUCGUUCUCCAGUUCCUCUACUGCGGCCACGCCUCCCUCGUGCCCCACCGCCUCGAGCCGGCCGCCGCAGCCUGCGGGGACAGGGCCUGCGGCCACGAACACUGCGCCGCCGCCGUAGAUCUCGCGCUCGAGACGCUCGCCGCCGCCAGAUCCUUCGGCGUCGAGCAGCUUGCUUUGAUCACUCAGGGCCUAGACCUCGAUCGCUCCUUAGCCCUUCACUACGCGGUCGAGAACUGCAGUCGGGAGGUCGUCAAGGCGCUUCUCGAGCUCGGCCCGGCCGACGUUAACCUCCCCGCGGGGCCCGCUGGCCGGACGCCGCUCCAUGUGGCGGCCGAGAUGGUGUCGCCGGAGAUGGUGGCGGUGCUCCUCGACCACCACGCGGACCCCAACCGGAGGGCAGCCGACGGGACGAGCCCACUCGACGUGCUCCGAGCACUCACGUCGGAUUUCCUUUUCCGGGGGGCCGGUGGAGGGGGGCCCGCGGCACGCGUUGAGCCGAACAAGCUUCGGCUUUGUCUCGAGCUAGUGCAGUCGGCGGCCUCGGUUAUUUCAAGGGAAGAGGAGAAAGAGGGCGGCGGGGAUGCUACGGCGACUGCAGUGAACCGGCGUGGAGGCGGUUCAGUGUACUCCCGUGAUCGGUAUUGUUGA